Molecule: messenger RNA, 928 nt
Organism: Cryptomeria japonica (Japanese cedar)
Lineage: Eukaryota; Viridiplantae; Streptophyta; Pinopsida; Cupressales; Cupressaceae
Exons: 3
Coding region: 197-700 (167 amino acids)
Biological process (GO): transcription initiation at RNA polymerase III promoter
Cellular component (GO): RNA polymerase III complex
Molecular function (GO): nucleotide binding
Source: RefSeq, a predicted model, not a curated record
CAAGGUCUAGUCAGAAUUGAUAUUGCAUGGGAUUCCAUUUCUAUUCAUCAUGAAAGUGUAAGAUUUUUUGGAUUGAAUUCUCUUAUGAAAUCGUUUUGAAGAUUGAAAGAUGCUAAAGAUUUUUUCUAUGUUUUUUUAAAAACUGUUUUAUAACUCCAAAGUAAUAACAUGAGCUGUUGUCCUGGAUUCCGAUUGCAUGCAAGUUGUGCCUAACAUGCUUUAUUUAUGUAGACUCGAUGCUAAUGCUGGUCUACUCUCCAACUUUGAAGUGAUGGAUCUGUUGCGAUCCAGAGGAGCCACUCAAGAUCCUUUGGGUUCAUUUGGCUCUGCAACUCGAUCUGAAUGCCAGGUUUUUGAUUACUUGGUGCAGUCUCCAGCGGGAACCCUGACUCGGGAGAUUGUACGGGAGUUCUUGUUGAAGGCAGAAAAGUUUUCACUUACAAAAGCAGAACGAGUUCAAGUUCUAAAUCUUAGGCCUUCCACAGCAGUUGAAGUCCAUAUGAUAAUAGAAGACUGUGAGGAGAGAAUGUCAAGUUCAACUGUUGAUGAAUUCCUUGAAAUGGUCAAGAGUAGUUUACCGCCCCCGCCAAUGAAACCUCAGGUAGAAGAUGAAGAGGAAAAUGAUGAAGCAGAUGAGGAAAAUGAUGAAGCAGAUGAGGGCAAUGAUGUAGAAAUGGAUGCCGAGGAAGAAGUGGAAUAAAGUGCCUAUGUUGUCAACCAUCAAGUGAUUGCAUAUUGUAAUUUGUAAUAUGAUAAUAUUAUAAUCUUUUACAUCAGAAAAGGUGGUAUAAUAUAAUGUACUUCAAAAAGAAGGGUAGUUAAUAUAAAAUGGGGUCAAGAGACAUCUCAUAAGUGAAGAUGUUCUUUGAAUGAUACCAUUCAAUGCAAUUUAUUAAUGAAGUGGUAGAGAUGCAAGCCUUUUCAAGCA